AUGCCGCGCGAAGCUUGUCACUUUUGUCGACGUGCUAGAAUUCGCCAUAAAACAAAAAAGAAAAAUCCAAUAUUUUGGCAUCUAAAUCGAAAAUUAAGUCGCAAAAACUAUCGUCAAAUUAUUGAGAGAAGUAUUGAGAAAUCGGCUUUUGCAUCAAUGCAUACUUCCAAAAAUGUAUGUGAUGGACAAAAUAAUAUGCCAGAUAAUUCUGCACUGAAAGAUCUCGUUAACCUGAUUAAUAAAGAUAAGGAAGUUGAAGGAGUACCUUUUCGGGAUCAGAGUGAAAUAAUUGUGCCAGAAUCUAUAGAUACUUCUAUAAUAGUAAAAGAUCUUCAGUCAUCGACCGUAGCCUCUCACGAGAAUGAUUCCUCGAAACUGACAACGAUGUCCAGUAUGAUCUCACCAGCAGAAAAAGUGGACUUAGCUCAUUUCAAGAUUUCAGCUCUAAAUAAUGAGUCUCUUGUUUUCUGUGAUGGUGUUAGCAAUAUAAACUUGAAGUGUUUAGUAUCACUAUAUGCUAAAAAACCACAAUCAAAGAUUCCUGAGUCGGUCUUACUGCAAUGUAAGUAUUAUCUGUUGUCAUUGACUACCGAUGUCAGUUGA
Molecule: messenger RNA, 603 nt
Organism: Thelazia callipaeda (thelaziosis nematode)
Lineage: Eukaryota; Metazoa; Nematoda; Chromadorea; Rhabditida; Thelaziidae
Source: the annotation of a GenBank genome assembly